AUGCAAGGACCGGUUGCUGGUCGGCGUAGUGGUAAAACACCCGUUCCCGCGGCUUUUGGAUUAGACCAGUCUUCGGGUGCGCAGGUAAAGCCAACCGGCACCUUCGAAAGCGAUGUCUUCGGGUUGGACGAUGUCCCGGAAUUUCCCAUCCCGGCGGACAAUCCAGUGCGUAGAGGUGGUCCGACACGUUCGAUUAGCGAAUCAACCGCUUUGGUGGAUGGGUUGGCUCGCUCAUCCCACCAACCUGAAGGGGCCAUUCCAUCUUUUUUACUACACACGGACGAUCUUAACGAUACUUCAAGGGGCAUUGAGGCGGGGUUGUGGGGGGCAACUGCGGGCCCUGCACACGGGGUUUCUACCGGGCCUUCCUCCCACGCAGUCACCUCUAGAGAGCCCCGCAAGUCGAACCUCCCGGGCUUUUUAAAUGAUUUUAGCGCAGAUGAUAGUGGACGGCCGAUGGCAGAGCUUUCACGCAACGUCAAUUUUGGAGAGGAUGAUGCGGUGCGGCAAGCCUCUUUACGGAAGCAGCGGCAAGACCUUCAGACAGAAUUGAAGGAGGUCAAUGAAGCUCUUCGCGCUUCCCAAGCAAACAUGGAUUCUAUCAACAAUGGAACCCACCACCUAUGCCUUGAGGUGGAUGCCUUAGGGAAAGAGAAGCAAAGCCUUCUCCAGAAACAGGAUUCGUUAAGCAAAAAUAGGAGCGAGGUCGAAGCGAAUACACAAGCGGUGCAGGACAAGCUCAAUCAGGAGAGGGCGAUCGAAGUCCAGGCGAGUUUAGACGAAUUUUCCAAGCAGCAGCACCAUGCGUACCAUGAGGAACUGACGUGCCUUCAGAAAGAGUUCUCAGAGCAUGAAGAGCGGCUUCAGCGCACCAGGCACAACCUUGACGAGAUGAAAACUCAUCUGCUGUCCUCACCACACGAGACCGCCAUUCAGCAGCUUGAGGGUGCCCUUCAGCACGUGAUGGACGGCGUCAAAUCUGAGUUCGCGUGUUGCCUUAAGCCGUUAUUGCGUGAGUGCAUUGCGAGCAAUAUCACCUCCGCCAAUCAGCAGCGACGUGAGAUCUUCCGCAAGGACCGCGACGAUCGCGAGGGGGCCCUCCGGAUCUACCGCGACCGUCAGGCUCAUCGCUUUAGGGAGUUUCACGACGGGUAUCGCGCGCAGCUACGGCGGCACCGCGAUACCGCAUUCGCGGAACUUCGUCAGCAAUGGGAAAACGAUCAAACCACGCGAGGUCUCGAAAGUCAACGAAGGCUAGCCGCGCAUCGUGUGGAGAUUGAGGCCCAAACCCAACGCGUACGCCAGGUGGCUGAGGAAAACAUCAUGAUGCUGCGUGGACAGGGGCAGCGUAGCGUUGACGCCCUCCAAGAAACCUAUCGAGCGAAGGAGGCGCAGCUUGAGAAGUCUCUGGAAAGGGAUCUUCGGAACUUUUUAGAACGGGCAGAGGCUGAGAAGCACUCGAUGAUCAGCGGGCGCCAGUUAAUUCGUUCCUCGUCCGAAAACGUCCAUUUUAUCGCAAAUCGAUCUGUGAAUUCAGACCUCGCAUCAUCGGCUUUUGAUGAGUUGAAAUCCUUUUUGGAUCGGAUUCGUUCCCAGGUCGAUCAAAUACGAUUUUCCGCACUUACUGAGGUUCACAUGCUCAAGGUUUCUUCCACCGAGCGGCGUUCUCGUGAUCUGGUGGGACUGAAUGGGUGGGAUAAGUCGCUCGAUUCGGACGCAACGUGCGCUUUUGAACAGCAACUUAACCAUCAUCAGAACAAGGUGAGACCCUUGUUGAUGAAAGUACACAGCACAAUCGCCUCAAUGCAGCAUGCCCUUAACUCAUUUCACUCGACCCUACAGGCUAAACAACUUCAGUUAGGCACCCUACACAACGAGGUUGUUUCCACGAGGCGAGCUUGGGAUGAGGAUAUCGAAGGACAUCUCUCGGGCUUUUUUCUUUCCGGCGGCAAUCGCGAUCGGGAGCAGUCGGAUUUACCAUUUGCCGAGGAUUUGGUUCGUGAGGUCUUAUUAGAUCUCCAAGCAAAGCUUGAGGGUUUUAUGGAGCGGCAGGGUCAACUGAAAUAUGCGCGGCAGGAGCACGUGGAAAAGUUAGCCGCGCAGCUUACACAAGUUCAAGAACAAAAAAAUGAUAACAGCGCUGCACUGUGCUCCGUCUUUGAACUUUAUGACAAGCUCAGUCAGACUUCUGGUACUGUAGAAGUGCGUCGUCGUCUGAUGGAAGUCUCCAAAACCGAUCUGAAAAAAGCACGACAGCAAUUGGAAAAAGGACACUUGGAGCUCAGCAAAAAGUUUAAGCAACUGGAAGGCUUUGCUCAUAGACUUCACAAGCAGUCUAAGAUGCUCCAAGCUAUCGGACAGGGCGCUGGCUUACAUCCAAAAUGUCUUGCUAGAAAGAGUCCUAUAGAUCUAAAGAGGCCGUUAUUGACUUGUUCUGGAUCACAGCACACGAACCUGCCACCGAAAUCGACCUUUUCCGGUCCGUUUGAAAACAGGGAGGAAAAUACUUGCAGUAUCUCAUCGAUGGAUUUGUUUACACCUUUGUGUAUCCAUAAAAUGCCAUCCAGCUAG
This is a messenger RNA of Phytomonas sp. Hart1, 2571 nucleotides long. The record is from the annotation of a GenBank genome assembly. Lineage: Eukaryota; Euglenozoa; Kinetoplastea; Trypanosomatida; Trypanosomatidae.